Messenger RNA from Budorcas taxicolor (takin), 660 nucleotides. It is a transcript of the gene RAB3B, whose product is annotated as RAB3B, member RAS oncogene family. The transcript is spliced from 4 exons. Lineage: Eukaryota; Metazoa; Chordata; Mammalia; Artiodactyla; Bovidae. Gene Ontology annotation, cellular component: synaptic vesicle; endosome; plasma membrane. Gene Ontology annotation, molecular function: GTPase activity; GTP binding. Gene Ontology annotation, biological process: regulation of exocytosis; protein secretion; protein localization to plasma membrane. The coding region runs from base 1 to 660 and encodes 219 amino acids. The record is from RefSeq and is a predicted model, not a curated record.
AUGGCUUCAGUGACUGAUAGUAAAGCCGGAGUCAAAGAUGCUUCUGACCAGAAUUUUGACUACAUGUUCAAACUGCUCAUCAUUGGCAACAGCAGUGUCGGCAAAACUUCCUUCCUCUUCCGCUAUGCGGAUGACACCUUCACCCCAGCCUUCGUCAGCACCGUGGGCAUCGACUUUAAGGUGAAGACAGUCUACCGCCACGAGAAGCGAGUGAAGCUGCAGAUUUGGGACACAGCUGGGCAGGAGCGGUACCGGACAAUCACCACAGCCUAUUACCGUGGAGCCAUGGGCUUCAUUCUGAUGUAUGACAUCACCAAUGAGGAAUCUUUCAAUGCUGUCCAAGACUGGGCUACUCAGAUAAAGACCUACUCCUGGGACAAUGCCCAGGUCAUCCUGGUGGGGAACAAGUGUGAUAUGGAGGAAGAGAGGGUUGUUCCCACUGAGAAGGGCCGGCUCCUCGCAGAGCAGCUUGGGUUUGACUUCUUUGAAGCCAGUGCCAAGGAGAACAUCAGCGUGAGGCAGGCCUUUGAGCGCCUGGUGGAUGCCAUUUGCGACAAGAUGUCUGAUACGCUGGACACAGACCCCUCCUUGCUGGGCACCUCCAAGAACACCCGUCUCUCAGACACCCCACCUCUGCUGCAGCAGAACUGCUCAUGCUAG